ACGCCUCUUCCAUCGAAAGUUGAACUCCCCAAACGUUUCCAUGUUCCGCUCGAUGUGCCCAAAAAUAAACAGCAGAAAGCCCCUUGACCCUGGCUUCUUGGUAAGACCCUGAACAUUUGGAAAUGCAGCCUGAGUGGGCGGCAGCAGAGGAUAAAUGGCAACGAGGACAGAGCCACAGCCAGAGCCAGUGCCAGGGGGCAGAGAGGCACAGGGCACGAGGAAGAGCCACCCCACAGCCACCAUGCUGCCUGCAAGGACUGUCCUGCUGCUCACCCUGCUGCUCACCUUCUCCCUGCACCACGCCACAGCCCACUUUGCACCCGUGGAAUGCUGCUUUCAAUAUGCACAGAAACGCAUGCGACACCCUCAGGGCUUCUACGAGACAUCCAAGGACUGCCCCAAGCCUGCAGUUGUGCUUGUGGCUGCCAAUGGUGAUGAGAUCUGUGCCGACCCCAAGAAGGACUGGGUGAAAAAAAUCAUAAAACGGCUUCAAAACAAAACAUCAGACCCAUCCACCAUCUGACCUGCCCAUCCCCUUCAGCCUUCCCGUCUCUCGAGGGAGCCAUCAGUGCUGCCAGCUCUUCUCCAGCGGGUGCUGCGGCCGUGGGGUCCCUGCAGGAGGAGCCACCAGGACCAGGUGUCACCGUGCCAUGGCCCUGCCAGCUCCUGAGCUCCUCCUGCUGCCACUGCCCUGCCACGACGUGCCUGCAGAACCAAUAUUUAUAAUAAAGACUCAUUGCUACAAAA
This is a messenger RNA of Zonotrichia leucophrys gambelii, 747 nucleotides long. Its product is annotated as C-C motif chemokine 3-like. The coding region runs from base 155 to 523 and encodes 122 amino acids. The record is from RefSeq and is a predicted model, not a curated record. The transcript is spliced from 3 exons. Gene Ontology annotation, biological process: immune response. Gene Ontology annotation, molecular function: chemokine activity. Gene Ontology annotation, cellular component: extracellular region. NCBI's taxonomy places the organism in Eukaryota, Metazoa, Chordata, Aves, Passeriformes, Passerellidae.